Molecule: messenger RNA, 2569 nt
Organism: Schistocerca serialis cubense
Lineage: Eukaryota; Metazoa; Arthropoda; Insecta; Orthoptera; Acrididae
Product: zinc finger matrin-type protein 5
Exons: 3
Coding region: 88-615 (175 amino acids)
Cellular component (GO): U12-type spliceosomal complex
Molecular function (GO): zinc ion binding
Source: RefSeq, a predicted model, not a curated record
CAGUUCAGGACCCGACUUGAGGUGCCGAGGUGGUUAUUCGUUUUAGCUGAUCAGCAGCGUCAUAUCGGUUAAACUGGUUUAUUUUAGAUGGGUAAACGUUAUUACUGCGAUUAUUGUGACAGAUCAUUUGUUGAUGAUUAUGAAGCGAGGAAAAAACACAUAUCAGGGUCAAUGCACGUGAGAUUGAGAAAAGAACAUUAUGAUGCUUUUCGCGAUGCAAAGACCAUAUUGGCAGAAGAAUCAGCAAAAGUACCGUGCAAGAGGUAUCAGCAGACUCGUGAAUGUGUUUUUGGCACCAACUGCAGAUUUUCACACUACACUGCAGAAGAUUUAAUGAAUUUAAAAAUGAAAGUUGAAGGAGAAGAAGAGCGACUGGAAAGAGAGAAGUACACAAGACUGGAUCUUGAUCAUGAUGAUGGUCCAACUUUGACAUCUUGGCUACAAAAGAGAAGUAAAAUGAAAACCUCCAAGAGCACUGUUGAGGAGCACAAACCUAAAGCAACAGUUCUCUGGGAACUUCCACCUGAACUACAAGAGGUUCCUGAUCUUCCUCCAUCUCUCCAACCACUAAGAGUGGAAGAUUUCACAAAUGCAGAAUUUGAAACUUGGGGCUGAUAUGUGUAUAUUACGGCUGGAUGUAUUGCAUGUUUAUUCGUAACCCGUAAAGUUUAAAUUCAACAAUUUGUUGUUCUAAAUUCCAUGAUGUUGGGACUGUUCUUUCAGCUCAUGGGUAUCUUAUAUUUUCCCUGUGCUCUUCUGUGCAGUUGGUUCUGAAUUAUACGGCUUUCUUAAACUUGUUUCCUAUGCAAGUUUUGGUUUCAGUUGGUUCAAAGCAAUUAGGUUGAUGGCUCACUAAGAAAACCAGAGUUAUGACUGGUUGGAUGCCACAAUUUUACACAAAAUGCAUGCUGCCUCCUACCCCUCCCCCCACCACCUCCUACACACACACACACACACACACACACACACACACACACACACACACACACACCCUAGGGAUGUCAGUCAACCUCCCCCUCCCCUAUACUACCACUGUUCUGUGGCGCAAACAAACACCGACAAUUCUGCUAUUGCAGCCAAAGUUUGGUAUCUAGUCAUUCAGGCCAAUGUGCAUGCUAGACAGUCGGUGCACAACCACCUGUAAGCCAGCUGUGCCAAAUUUAUAUGAAAGAUCAAGACAUGUUGAUGUCAUUGAUACUGAUAUGGAGAAAUUUAUGUUAAUAAUUACGAAGAAGCUUGCUUCGAGGAAGUUGCCAGUAAAAAUAUGAAAAGAUAAAUGUGAGAAAUAAUUAUAGUGAUGGGCUCUUGGAAUGAAAAACAGGAAAAUGUUUUUAAGAAUGUAGGUAUGCAAUUCGACAGAAACCAAAUAGUACAUUGUGUAAAUAUUUUCACGUAUGGGUUUUCUUCUGUUUUACUUCAUUGUGUCCAACAUGCACUAAAAUUUAGUUCCCAUAAUCCAACAUCCCAUUCAGGAAGAGGCACCAUCAACACAGUAAUCCACAAACAAGUUUCUGGGUUGAUUAUGUCAAUCUCUGGGGUGGGAAUGAGUUGGGAGGAUGUCCAUCUCUUGGAUGGGAAUGAGUUAGGAAGGUGUUUUAAUUGGGAAAACUUUAGAAGGGAAAGGGUCAGGUUGAAUUUAGGUGUACUGGAAAUUAGUGAAGUGUGUUGGCAGAAAGAGCAGAACUUCUGGUGGGGGAAUUUUUGGGUUAUAAAUACAAAGUCAAAUAGGAGUAAUGCAGUAGUAUGUCUAAUAGUGUAUUAAAAACAUUAUCGUAGCAAAGAUAGAUACUGUGUCAACAUCCACCACAGUAUUACAAGUUUUACUGCUUACUAUCGCUGCAGAUGAUGUUGAAACUGAUGCAUUGUAUGAUGAUAUAAAAGAAAUUAUUCACAUAGUUCAGGAAGGCAAAACUUCAAUUUUUAUGGGAGACUGAAAUUCAAUAGAAUGAAAAGGAAGGAAAGGGAAGAUAAUGCGAGCAUAUGAACUGUGAGAAAGGAAUAAAAAGGGAAGCCACCUGUUAGGUAAAUUAAUCAUUGCUAGUAGUUGAUUUCAGAAUCGUGAAAAAAGAUUACAUACAUGGAAGAUACCUUGAGACCUCAAGUACAAUUCCGACUGAAUGUUAAUGGUAAGACAGAUUUUGAAUCGAUAUUUCAAAAUACAAAUAAUUCCCAGCGACAGAUGAGGAAUCUGACCAUAAUUUAUUGGCUCCAAACUGCAAACUAAAACUGAAGAAAUUCCGGAAAGGUAGGAAAUUAAGGAUAUAAGAACUAAAUAAAUCAGUAGUAGUAUGACACAGGUUGUAAUGAGUUUCAAAGGGUAACUUAGACAAUGGUUGACCAAAAUGGGGAAAAGGAAUACAAUAGAAGAAAAAUAGGUAGCUUUGAGAGAUAAACCGUGAAGGCACAAGAGGUUCAAAUUGGCAGAAAGACAAGACUUAUUAGAAACCCUUGCGUAACACAUAAUAUAUUGAAGUUACUUGAGGAAAGGAGAAAAUAUAAAAUAAUGAAGCAGAAAUUGCUAGAGGGAAAAUCAAAAGUUGUUGAAGCAUGUAUGACUAUGAGGAAAGAU